CCGAAAAUGGAACUCUUUUGUAAGAAAGAUAAUUUUAAUACACAGGUCUUUUAAACGCUUUAUGCUACGAUAAUAUCGACCAAGAAUUAAGCGCUGAAAUAACUAGUAUGUAAAUAACCGGUUAGAAACCGGCAUAAUGAAUUAAUGUUCAGUGUGAAUGUUAUGCGAUAGGAGAGAAAAUGAAUAGUGAUCGCAGACAUGCUUUGUCUUUGGUUGAAGUCAUUGAACAUGACCAUUUCUACACGCAUGAAAGUAAUGAAGAACGAAAAAGGAAUUGGCAUGGCCAGUUUGAAGGAAAAAUGAGGAAACCGUCCCAACAUGAAGAUACAUGUAUAGGACAUGACCAUUCCUACUCAAAUUUAUUGACAUCUUCAUCUACUUCAGAUUAUUGUGAGAUGUGCAUAGAUGAAAACGAUUCCGAGUCAGAUGAGUGUGAAGAUGAAGACUCCUGUACAUACAACACAGAACAGUCGGUAAAACGGAGACAUAUUGUUGAACUCGAUGUUUUGGCAGAAGGAUUGGAGAAAGGUAUUAAAGGUGCUCAAACUGUGGACAAGCAUUACAUUUGUCAUCAUACAUUAGAGAAAGUAGAUAUGGCCUUGAUUUUGGUACAGUUUUAA
Molecule: messenger RNA, 620 nt
Organism: Saccostrea echinata
Lineage: Eukaryota; Metazoa; Mollusca; Bivalvia; Ostreida; Ostreidae
Exons: 5
Coding region: 180-620 (146 amino acids)
Source: RefSeq, a predicted model, not a curated record